GUACUUUUUCUCUCUCUCUCUCGUGCUCGCUCUUUCUCUCUCUUCAUCCCAACCCCUUCUCUCUCCCUCCUCUCUCUCACUGCUGUGUGAGUGCGCUCGAUCGCAUUGUUCGGAGAGAGAGAGAUUAGGGUUCUGGAUCGACUCGUGGGUUGCGAAGUUUUUUUGGAGGACGCAAACACAACGAGCGGCUAUAAGGUGUUAGUUCGAUAUAGUUUAAUGAGCUGAAAGAGUAAUUUUCAACUAUUUUGAAGAUGGAGACUCUCUUAGAGACGACCUCCUCCUCCCCGAAGUGCGCCCCAGUUGCUUCUGCAGAGAGCGCGAAGAACACUGUGAAACUGAGCAAGCCCCGUGGAGUCUCAACGGGCACCAAGGCUACGGCCUCAUCUUCUCCUGCAGAUUCCACGGUGACCAGCUCCAAAUCUAAUCUUGCCAAGUCCUCUGUGACCUCAAAUGCCGCUUCUAUCCGUAGAAGAAACAGCACUGGAGGUCUUAUAGUGGAAAAGCCGGCGACUUCGGUAACUAAGCAACAGGAAAAUGGAAGUCCAGUUAUUCGGAAAGUUUCUUCUUCUAUAUCUGACCGAAGCAAGAAAAUUAGCACCGAAUCGAAAGGGCUAUCAUCACUUUCGGUCAGCCUGAAGCCUUCCUCAUUAGUCACACGCCCGGAGACAAAGAAGGCAUCGCCCGUUUCGCGCUUGUCCUCUGCACCUGAUAGUGGUAAAGCUGAUUUGAAGAAGCCCCUUGCCAAACCAGCACUUUCAACUUCUUCCUCGAGAAAGGUGUCCUCAUCCUCGGCAGAGAGUUCUAAUGGUCGCGGUAGCCUCAGAAGAGCUGCUUCUUCUUCGGCACGGUCGCCUUCAGCAACGAGCAGCUUGAAGGUGAGGUCCCUGUCAUCUUCGGUGGAGAAGGGCUCUUUAUCGAGCCGGAGAAGGAGUACAACUGUGGAGAGUCGCUUCAUGAUGCUUCCACAGGUGGAUGUCAAAGCCGGCGAUGAACUGAGGCUGGAUCUAAGAGGUCAUCGGGUUCGUAGUCUUAAUGCCUUGAACUUGUCACCAAAUUUGGAGUUUGUUUAUCUUAGGGACAAUCUUUUAUCAUCUGUUGAGGGCAUUGAGAUUUUGAAGCGGGUGAAGGUUCUUGAUUUGAGCUUUAAUGAUUUCAAAGGAUCUGCAUUUGAGCCUCUUCGGGAUUGUAAAGGCCUUCAGCAACUUUAUCUUGCUGGAAAUCAAAUAACAUCACUUGCCAGCCUCCCUGAACUACCUAACUUGGAGUUUCUCUCAGUUGCUCAGAAUAGGUUGAGGUCACUUUCUAUGGCCAGUCAACCUCGACUGCAGGUUCUGGCAGCGAGCAAAAACAAAAUUUCAACUUUGAAAGGCUUUCCCCAUUUGCCUGCUCUUGAGCAUUUGCGUGUGGAGGAGAAUCCUAUUAUGGAAAUGCCUCACGUGGAAGCCGCUUCUAUAUUGCUGGUAGGCCCUAGUCUAAAGAAGUUCAAUGACCGAGAUCUUUCUCCCAGAGAAGUAGAAGUUGCAAAGCUAUAUCCUGCUCCAACGGCUCUGUGCAUUCGAGAUGGAUGGGAAUUUAGCCGCCCAGAGCUUGCUGCAGAUUCAACAUUUUCCUUCCUAGUUGAAAGUUGGAAGGAUCACUUACCUCCAGGCUUUAUGGUUAAAGAAGCCUAUAUUGAUCAGCCAUUUGAAGAAGAUACCUGCCGUUGCCACUUUACCUUUGCCAAUUUAAGCAGUGACAGUGAGUUGGUUCUUAAAUAUCAAUGGUUUCUAGGUGACAGAACUCCAACAAACUUUGUACCUAUUACUCAUGCAGUGGGUGAGGUGUACUGGCCAAAGCAUGAGGAUAUUGGUAGAUAUUUGAAGGUCGAGUGCACUCCAAUAUUAGAAGAUACAGAAUUCCCAUCUAUUUUUGCUAUAUCUUUGCCGGUUUCACCAGGAACUGGAUGUCCAAAAGUCAUUAACCUGCGAGUGCAUGGUGAGCUUGUUGAAGGAAAUGUAAUCAAGGGUGUUGCUGAAGUUGCAUGGUGUGGUGGAACACCAGGGAAAGGUGUGGCAAGCUGGUUAAGGCGAAGAUGGAAUGGUAGUCCUGUACUUAUACCUGGAGCUGAAGACGAGGAAUAUCGGCUUACGGUUGAUGACAUUUCUUCUAGUUUGGUAUAUAUGUACACUCCAGUAACAGAAGAAGGCAUCAAGGGGGAACCACAGUAUGCAAUGACCGAGUUCGUGAAAGCAGCUGCACCAUCAGUUAGCAAUGUUUGUAUCGUAGGAGAUGCUGUUGAAGGCAAUACGAUCAAAGGAACAGGAGAAUAUUUUGGUGGCAAGGAGGGUCCGAGCAAGUAUGAGUGGCUGAGAGAGAAGGAAAAUGGUGAGUUUCUAGUGGCAUCAUCUGGUACAACUGAGUAUACCUUAACCAAACGAGAUGUUGGGCGACGCCUGAAGUUUAUAUACAUUCCCUUCAACCUUGAAGGUCAAGAGGGGGAAUCAGCAUCGGUCAUGACAGAGAUUGUAAAGAAAGCUCCUCCAAAGGUUACGAAUUUGAAGUUAGUGGGAGAACUGAGGGAAGGGAAUAAGCUGAGUGUUACUGCCACUGUCACUGGGGGAUCUGAGGGAUCUAGUCGAGUCCAAUGGUUUAAAACAUCUUCUUCCAGAUUAGAGGGUGAACAUGGUCUUGAAGCACUUAGUACUUCCAAAAUUGCAAAGGCAUUUCGUGUUCCCCUUGGUGCUGUUGGAUAUUAUGUUGUUGCGAAAUUUACUCCUAUGGCCCCUGAUGGUGAAACUGGUGAACCAGCAUUUGUUACAUCAGAAAAAGUUGUCGAAACACUUCCGCCAAGUUUAAAUUUUUUGACAGUAACUGGUGAGUUUUCCGAGGGCGAGAUGCUCACUGCAUCAUAUGGUUAUAUUGGGGGCCACGAGGGAAAAAGUCUAUAUAGUUGGUGUCUUCAUGAGACUGAAACUGAUAAAGGUGCAGCAAUCCCAGAGGCAUCAGGUCUUCUUCAGUACCGUAUUACAAAGGAUGCUAUUGGCAAAUUUAUUUCUUUCAAAUGCACUCCUGUAAGGGAUGAUGGUUUUAUUGGUGAGCCAAGGACUUUCCUAGGGAAGGAGCGUGUUCGUCCAGGAAGUCCGAGAUUGAUCUCCCUCCAAAUAGCUGGCAGAGCAAUUGAAGGAACUACGCUGGUUGCUAAUAAGAAAUAUUGGGGGGGUGAAGAAGGUGAUUCAAUUUACCGUUGGUUCUUGACUAAAUCAGAUGGUUCACAGAGUGAAAUUGAAGGUGCUACAUCCGCAUCAUAUACCUUAACAUGCAAUGAUAUUGACUCACUUGUUUCCGUUUCAUGCGAACCUGUUAGAAGUGAUGGGGCUCGGGGUCCUGCUGUUGUUUCAGAUCAUAUUGGCACCAUUAUACCUGGGCCACCUACUUGUAAAUCGCUAGAUAUUCUUGGCUCCAUGGUUGAAGGUGGCCGUUUGAGCUUCAUUGCUGAAUAUAGUGGAGGUGAGAGAGGAAGUUGCAUUCAUGAAUGGUAUAGAGUGAAGGAUCACGGUAUGAGGGACAAAUUAACUAGUGAUGAUUUUCUGGAUCUGACACUUGAAGAUGUCGGCGGGUGCAUUGAGCUUGUUUAUACUCCUGUAAGAAAGGAUGGAUUGAAAGGGUCACCCAAGAGCAUUCUUUCUGCUGUCAUCAUUCCUGCUGAUCCGAAGGGUGUUGAGCUAGCUCUACCAGACUGUUCUGAGGACGAGGAAAUUGUUCCGCUGAAAACUUACUAUGGUGGAAAAGAAGGAAUUGGGAAAUAUGUUUGGUACCGAACAAAAGAAAAGCUACCUGAGUCAGAGUUGGUUAAUAUAGCUUCGUCUGAUGAUGUUUGUGUUGUUGGUGAAAUGCUAACAUAUAUACCUUCACUAAAGGAUGUUGACUCUUACCUGGCCCUUUGCUGGGUUCCUACACGUGCUGAUGGAAAAGUUGGAGAUCCAUUAGUUGCCAUUAGCCCUAAUCCAGUCAAAGCAGCUCUUCCAGUUGUUUCUGAAGUUGGCUUGAAGGAGAUAAGAUCAGGUGUAUAUAAUGGGGAGGGAGUAUAUUAUGGUGGAUAUGAGGGUUCAAGCCACUACAGCUGGUAUAGGGAAACUAAUGAAGGAACUAUAGUUCUUAUAAAUGGAGCUAAUUCGGCUACUUAUGAAGUUACAGAUGAGGACUACAAUUGCCGCUUAUUAUUUGGGUAUACUCCAGUUCGUUCAGAUGGAGUUGUUGGGGAAGUCAAAUUAUCUGAACCAUCUGAUGUAGUUCUUCCAGAACUUCCAAAAAUUGAAAUGCUUACCUUCAAAGGGAGGCAGAUCGAAGGGGAAAUACUGACUGUUGUUGAAAUAAUUCCUAAGACCGAGGUUCAACAAUGCGUGUGGGACAAGUACAAGAAAGAGAUUAAGUACCAGUGGUUCUGCUCAGUAGGAACAGAAGAUUGUCAAUCCUUUGAACCAUUGCCUACUCAGUGUUCUUCCUCAUAUAAGGUGCGUUUCGAGGAUAUUGGUCAAUGCUUAAAAUGCGAAUGCAUUGUUACCGAUGUGUUUGGAAGGUCGAGUGGACCUGCAACAGCAGUAACUGCUCCUAUAUUGCCAGGGAUACCCAAAAUUGACAAGCUCGAGAUUGAAGGAAGAGGUUUCCAUACUAACUUAUAUGCUGUUCGGGGGGUUUAUAGUGGAGGAAGAGAAGGUAAGAGCAAAAUCCAGUGGCUAAGGUCCAUGGUUGGAAGUCCUGAUCUUAUUUCCAUUCCUGGCGAAGUUGGGAGAAUGUAUGAAGCUAAUGUUGAUGAUGUGGGGUAUAGAGUUGUAGCAAUUUACACACCCAUAAGAGAGGAUGGAGUUGAAGGACAACCAGUUUCUGCAUCAACAGAUCCAAUUUCAGUUGAGCCUGAUGUUUACAAAGAAGUGAAGCAGAAGCUAGAUCUUGGUUCUGUGAAGUUUGAGGUAUUGUGUGACAAGGACCGGUCCCUGAAAAAGCAGGCUCCUGGAGUGGAAAAUCUAGAGAGGAGGAUUUUAGAAGUCAAUAGGAAGAGGGUUAAAGUUGUGAAACCUGGUUCUAAAACUUCUUUCCCGACUACUGAAGUACGGGGUACCUACGCGCCUCCUUUCCAUAUUGAGCUGUAUCGGAAUGACCAGCACCGCUUCAAGAUUGUAGUGGACGGUGAGAACGAAGUGGACUUGAUGGUGCCGACCCGGCACAUGCGGGACGUUAUUGUUCUCGUUAUAAGAGGCUUUGCGCAGAGAUUCAACAGCACCUCUCUGAAUUCCCUUCUCAAGAUAGAAACAUGACACCCUGACAUUUAGUUUUAUAUGUAUACUUGCCCUGGGCAGUUGGAAGGAAUUCUUUGAUGCUGGUGCACUGAUUAUUGUUUGAUUGAGAGCAAAUGCAUGUUUAAUAGGCUAAAAAUCUAGGGUUUCGGUGUGGUGUGGCUUGUAUAUUUUCGUAUUGACACAUUGCGCGCUGCUUUACGGCUUUGUUUUUCAGCUCGGUUAUCUUUCCAUACCAGCCGGUUUGCUAGCUUUGAAUGAUGUUGUAUAAAUUAGGCUUUCUUUGUAUUUGAAUGUUGUAAAAUGUACAGGAUGUAAUGAUGAUAUACAUGUAUUCAGAGAUGUACGCGUAUAUAUUUAUUCUGCCA
Ananas comosus (pineapple) is the source of this 5638-nucleotide messenger RNA. RefSeq names its product 187-kDa microtubule-associated protein AIR9. The record is from RefSeq and is a predicted model, not a curated record. The coding region runs from base 252 to 5291 and encodes 1679 amino acids. Lineage: Eukaryota; Viridiplantae; Streptophyta; Magnoliopsida; Poales; Bromeliaceae. Gene Ontology annotation, cellular component: plasma membrane; plasmodesma. The transcript is spliced from 38 exons. Gene Ontology annotation, molecular function: protein binding.